AAACUAAGAUAUUGACUAGCUGCAACAGUUUGUUGUCUGCCGUCUGCUGCUGUUCAGUGAGCUUUGUGAGAUCUGUUUCUCUAAACGUCUGCGCUAUUUCUCAUACCACUCAUUCGCCGUGAUAACCGACAAGCGUGUAGUAUGUCUGACGCAGCUGACGCUUUGAAAUACUUCAUGAUGGUGGGAAAAUUGAAGGACAUCCGGAGGACAGGCUGGGUCCUAAGAGGAGUCCCCGACCCCGAGAGAAUCGCCGGUCACAUGUACCGCAUGGCUAUCAUGGCAAUGAUGCUUGGCAACAGUCCAGACGCGGGCAUCGAUAAGGACAAAUGCGUGAAAAUGGCAUUGGUUCACGACAUGGCAGAAUGCAUCGUGGGAGACAUAACACCAACUUGCGGCGUCAGUCAAGAAGAGAAGUUCAAGAGAGAGGCAAGUGCUAUGCAAGACCUUGGUCACUUGGUAGACUCCGUUACAGAAAAGGAGUUCACUGGUCUCUGGCAGGAGUACGAAGCACAAGAGACACCAGAAUCUCAAGCCGUGAAGGACCUGGACAAGUUCGACAUGAUUCUGCAAGCUCACGAGUAUGAAGUAAGGAUGGAAGAUCCCGGAAAGUUGCAAGAGUUUUUCGACAGUACCAAUGGAAAGUUCAGGCAUCCCAAAGUUGUCCAGUGGGUUGAAGAACUCUACAAGCUGCGUUCAGAUCACAUAAGCGCGGCAGAGAAUGGAGAUCAUCGGUGAGAUGUCCUGUAACACCACUCUUCUGCCUGCCGCAUUUUAUUUUUAUGAAUAAAACAAUCGUAGCAUUUUAUUUAUA
This is a messenger RNA of Ixodes scapularis (black-legged tick), 811 nucleotides long. RefSeq names its product 5'-deoxynucleotidase HDDC2. Lineage: Eukaryota; Metazoa; Arthropoda; Arachnida; Ixodida; Ixodidae. Gene Ontology annotation, molecular function: 5'-deoxynucleotidase activity. Bases 142 to 735 code for a protein of 197 amino acids. Gene Ontology annotation, cellular component: cytoplasm. The record is from RefSeq and is a predicted model, not a curated record. The transcript is spliced from 6 exons.